This is a messenger RNA of Mesorhabditis belari, 5439 nucleotides long. The record is from the annotation of a GenBank genome assembly. Lineage: Eukaryota; Metazoa; Nematoda; Chromadorea; Rhabditida; Rhabditidae.
AUGUUUUACUACUACGAUGACUCGAUGUGGGAUGGAGUACCCACUGGUUGCCCGCCAUCGACCUCGUGGAGACGGAGUGGUGCAAGAGAAAGUGAAGAAAAGAAAAAUCGAGAAGAAACAGCUUUUCCUCGAACAGAAGAUCAAACAAGUAAAUCGAUCGCUGAAAGCAAGGAGGAAAGUCUUGGACCUUCGACUCCGAUCCCAUCUCGAGCUCAUCAACCCUCAAAUCACUGCUGUCUCUGUGAUUCUCCUCCUCAUUCCACUCUUUCAUCGCCUCUCUUUGGCUCAAUUCAAACUGCAUCGAUGAGUGAAGUGUGUAGCGGUUUUGAACCGCAAAAUUAUCUCCGAGAUCGAUGCAAGAAAUGCUUUCGUUUAAAGUCAAAACAUGAAGAGCCUCCACCGCCGAGUCUCAUCAAAAAGGAACGAAGAAAAUCGUGGAGAGACAAGAAUCUGACGGGCGAUAAUGGGGCACCGGAACAAGAAACCUCCACCGUGACCGAUGAUCCAUCGGAAAUUCUCUCCGUCUCUUCCUAUAUGUCGGCCACAUCAAAGGGAAUGUCAUCAGCGAAAUCCCUUGACAGCGUCAGUAAUGGAGACACGAGAAGCAUGGUGACAGCGGUGAGUGGAUCAGCUGAUGAUGAGAAUCGAUGUCCGACACCGACUGAAGAAAAUAACUCAAUCAGUCUGACAAUGAAAGAAGAGAUCGCUCGACUCAAAGAAGAAAACAAAAAGCUGAAAGAAGAAAGGGAAAGAUGGACGUUGAGACAAGCGGCUAAAGGUGGAGGCGGUGAAAAUGAGCAGACUCUUGUUCAAAUGUUGGAGGAGAGAUUGAAUGAAGCCGAAGCUUGCAUACAGGAUUACAGAGAUGAGAAUACGGUGCUCAAAUGUGAAUUGAGAGAGCUACAGGAAUCUGGUCCGAAUGUCGAUUCAAAACUCUCCGAAAAGAUCAAAACAACUGAAGGACUUUGUGAAGAGUUGAUGGAAGAGAAUGAACAACUCAAAGCUGAAGUACGAGAUCUGCAAAAUGAAGUAGAAGAGAUGCAAGAUCAAUACCGGGAAGAGGAAAUCGAAGAAUUCCGCGAACUUCAACGAGAACUUGAGCAAAACGCAAAAAACUGUCGCGUUUUACAGUUUAAAUUGCGCAAGAGUGAGCGACAGAAGGAAGUGGCCGAGUCGGAGAAGACGAAUUUAGCGUCGAAGUUACAGACGUACGCAAGCGAUGGAAUUUCUCCGGGAUCAGGUCUCAGUGAGAACACAAAAAUCAGAGAGCUUGAAUCGGAUUUACGGAUAGCUAAAGAGGUAUCGGUUCGUCUCCACACAGAGCUAGAGCAGAGUGAGGAUAAACGAUACAAAUUGGAGGAUGAAGUGUUCUAUAUGAAAGAGAAAGUUCGCGAACUCCAAACGCAAAAUAAAUGGAGAGAGAAUAGGAAUCGAGCUGACAAUGCUGUGAAGCGAUUAUCCGCUGAACUGGCUGCUGCUGCCCCUAUGUUGCCUCCAGGAAGCACUGGAGAUACAAAUAAGGAAUUGAGAGAUGCUUUGGAAAGAGAAAUCGAUAUAAGAGAGCAGCUGAAGUUCUCCGAGGAAGAUUUGAAGAGGACACAAUUGAGACUGCAGGAUAUCGAGAAUGAGAACGAGGGGCUACUGAAGAAAUUGCAGAAGUUGAGCUCAAAGCGUCCACCGAUGGUCCGGUCGGCAAGCGAGGGCAACGCUCAAAUCCAACUCGAGCUAGCCGAGCACGAGGUUCAAUCGUUGAACUCGAAAGUCGAACGACUCGAGCGAACCAACGACAUGCUCACCAAAAAGAUAGUCGAAUUGGAGCUCGGCUCGGCGAAACGUGGCCAAGGCCUCGAAGUCCACUCUGGCAAUUCAGAGCUUGCCCAAUUCCAAGCCACAUUGACACCAGAAAUGGAGAGAGACAUGUCGAAUCUCUUGGCAACGAUCGGAGAUCUCGAACGGAAGAAUUUGGAGCUGAACAUGCAGUUGAGGAAAGAGGAGGGAGCGUCGAGAUUGAUGUCUAAUGUGACAACAAAUAAUGCCACAACACCCACUCCGGCCGAGCUCCGAGAGGAGAAGGAAAAGCGACGAAAGCUUGAAACAGAAGUCACCGAAUUGAAGCAAGCUUUGCUCAAGAGUGACGAUCAAAGACUUAUCGCUAUGGCCACAAAGGUGGAGGUUUUGAACAACCAAUUGACGCUGACGAAUGAACGGUGCAAUGUGAUUCAUCAGAAAUGUGUCCGUGGUGGGGAAAAGUACUCGGAAGAACUCAAGCGACGCGUCGAUUUCCUCGAGCGACAGCUGAGUGAGUCAUCAGCGAAAAACACGAUCGAAUCCCUUCAGCACAACAACAAAACACCGACUGUUGAUGAAAUUGAGCAAUGUUGUGAGGUACUCGCAUCGGUGGAAGCACAAACGAGUCGAAUCUGCAAACAAAUCGAGAAGCUCGAAAAUGCACAAAAGGAUGAACGCCGUCGAUCUCUUUCUAAGGACAGCUCGGCGACGAUCAUUGCAGAGUUAGCGAAUUUGAUGGGAGAGCUGAAGAGUGUGCACAAGCUGUUGGAUGAUAGCAAGUUAUCCAAUCCAAAUUAUCUCCGUCGAUCCCCGGCCCGCGAGGCCACCUCGACACCGAAGCCUGAGUGUUCGAGAUGCAAGGAAAACGAGAAAUGUGUAGAAGAACAGCAAGAAGAAAUUUGCUUCUACAAAAAGAAGAACAAAGAUCUCACUGAACAGGUUUUGCAAACAGAGGACCGUUGGACAAUUGAGAUCGAGAAACAGAGGCAAAUCUUUGAAAAUGAGAUCAAAUCUCUCAAUAUUCGCCUUUCUGACGCAAAACGGAUGGUCGAAGAACAAGAACAGUUGUUGGAAGUAAAAUCGUCAACUCUGAUCGAGAAAACGAAAUCGAUGGAAGAAGUACAAGAAAAGAUCAAGAAACUGCAGAGAGAUCUUGAUGAGAAAAAGAAAGUAUUACAGGAAACCGAAUCCGAUAAGAAAACGGUCAAGGAAUACGAGAUUAAACAUAACAAAUUGGAGUCGAUUUUCGAUCAAGAAAGGGAGAAAAUGAAUUCGGAGAGACAACGAGCGAAGAAUGAGAUUAUCGCGCUGAAGAAAAUCGGGGAAGAUGCCGAGUUUGAAUUGAAAAAAGUCUCCGAGGAUCUCCGAAAGAAAGAGUUGGCCUGGAAAACGGAUCGAUCAGGAUUGGAGAGGGAGAUUGCAUUGUUGAAAAAACAGAUACAAGCUGUUCGAAAUGGUGAGGGAAGCAUUCAUGAGGAGCCCAAAUCGACUGGAUCGAGUGGAAAAGAAGAAUCAGAAAUGGCGAAACUUGCCCGGCACGAGAGCGACAAGGUUCACUUAAUCGAUUUGAGAAAGGAGAUAGCUUUACUAGAGAAAAGAGUCGCUGAUCAAGCCGCUCAAAACGAGGAUCUAAAGAUCGGGACGGUCGAUCUGAAGAAUGAAUUGGAAAAGACGAAAUCUGGAUGGAGUCGAGACAAAGAGGCUUUCCAGCAUAAAUGUCGACAAACGGAAAAGAUCCGCACCGUUGAAAUGGACGCACUUCAGCAGAAGUUCUCGAGUCGAAUGCGAAUCAUGGAGGACACGAAUAAAUCGUUGCAUACACAGUUAGUGUUGGCGAGACGUGAGCGUGAUGCGCACAAGGACUCAAUGAGCAACUUCGAGAGAAAAAUGCUUGAGGAAAAGAAAAAUUCGGAGAAAGCCGAGAAAGAAUCGGUGGAUACAAAGAGCAAAAGCAAGGAAAUGCAAAAACGAUUGGGCGAUGUGGAGGCCGAAAUGGAGAGGGUGAAUACGGAUCUGCGAUUGACAAAAGAAGCACGGAAAGCCGAUCAAAUUUUGUGGAAUAUUGAACGAUCAAAGGGGAAAAACGAGAAGAUCAGUCAGCAAGAGCAGAAAAACGCCGAGCGAGUGCACAUUCAAUAUCAAGAAUAUGAACAAUUCUAUUCGAAAGAGGUGGAACGGUUGAACGAUCGAAUCCGUGAGCUUACCAAAGACUCCAAUCUGAAACAAGUGGAAAUGAGUCGAAUCAUCAAAGAUCUCAAAGAAACGAUUCGGGUGCUGGAGAUCGAGCAGAGAAAUUUGUCUCAAAUCAAGGACAAUCAAUUGACUCAAAAAGAGAUGCUGGAGGCCGAAGCCGAGAGACUCCAACAAGCAGUUCACCUCUCUGAACUUCAGAAGUUGACUAGAAAAUAUCGAUUGUCGUCGAUCAUUGAUCAACUCCAAUACGUGACAGAUCCCCUUCGGAGAGCUGGUCGUAUAGAGCUGGAUCAUCCUGAUUCAGUGAAGUACAUUAUCUCACAACUGAUGGCAAUCAGGGAUGAAGACAAUCAGAAUAAUUAUAAUGGUGAUGAUCGUUGUCCAUCCACGCAACCCUCAAUUUCUGGCUAUCGAAUGGGCGGAGAGCCGUCAAUCAGUGAGGCGGGACCUGAGUACGACAACAUCUCACAGAGCAGCUUCUCGAUUCGAUCAACCACUUCAAUCCCUGUGAGAGGCACUGUAAAAUGGACAGCGAAUGCAGGCACAACCUCAAUCUCAUCACUUUCAAAUGGAGUCAAUGCUUUCCCAAAACGAUCCUUCAGCGUUGAGAACACAACGAUGUCAUCAGCAUUCGACCGAUUGGUUGAUGGACGAGGGAAAUCUCCGCAAAAGAAAUCCUCCAACUAUCCGGAUCCACCGCCAAACUUCAUUCUCAACAAGAACACCGCUGUGGAAUACGAUAAAGAUGGAAGAAUUCAUUAUGUUCCGAAACAAUUCCCCCGUUCAACAUCAUUCGAUCGAUCGAGAGAUGAGGAAGAACCCAGUCCGAAUCCACAACGAAAAACGAGUGCCGAAGAGACAGGAGACACGGUAAAAGAAGGUACAAACAUCUUGUAUCAAGUGCGACGGGAAGAGCUGGCACGGGGUGGACAACCAUCUGUUAAACUAAUGGCCAAGGCUUUCGACUCGAUCGACAUGAAACAAGGCUCGCCCAGUGAAAGCAAAAAGGGUUUCUUUGGCAUUCGAAAGUCGAGAUCCGUUGAAACGACUCAAGAUUCAAAUGGAAAAAGGACCCCAGUAAAGCAGCCAACACCGUUGAAACAUAAUCAAAGCAUGAGUCAAAUUGAUGACGCUACGAAUAAUCCAUACGGUACACUGCCAAGGGGUGGACGAAAUCCAUUCAAAAACAUGGGCUCAAAAUUGGUGGAAAGAGUUCGUCGUUCACUUUCUCGAUCAAGUCGUGGAGCGGAUGGAUCGAGAAGAGAAAGUGAUGAUAGAGGAGAAAUUGGAAGAAGUAAUGGUGGAGAUGGAGAGGUUGUACCUGUGCAAGUACUCAAGCCACCGAAAAAGGAAAUUGGUAAACCGACUUCACCGAAGAAAACAAAAAAGAAAGCGGCCGAGUCAAAAGAAGCAAAAGCGAAGAAAGUUUCUCUUGAUCAAGUGAUGAAUGGAACUCAA